Messenger RNA from Myotis davidii, 600 nucleotides. RefSeq names its product alpha hemoglobin stabilizing protein (gene AHSP). Lineage: Eukaryota; Metazoa; Chordata; Mammalia; Chiroptera; Vespertilionidae. Bases 164 to 442 code for a protein of 92 amino acids. Gene Ontology annotation, cellular component: cytoplasm. The record is from RefSeq and is a predicted model, not a curated record. The transcript has 3 exons. Gene Ontology annotation, molecular function: hemoglobin binding. Gene Ontology annotation, biological process: erythrocyte differentiation; protein folding; protein stabilization.
CCCUCGUAGGCUGACACUGGACUCCUUGCCUGCACCUCGCUUGGCGCAGAGCGGCACACACGCAGCCUGAAAGUGUGGCUGACACAUAAGAGCACGGCUGGACCUCACGUGAGCCAACCCGGGAGAAACGGGACUUCAGAGCAGGGCAGGAUUUGAAAGGCAGAUGGCGCUCCUUCAGGCUAAUAAAGAUCUCAUUUCCAUAGGCAUGAAGGAAUUUAAUGCUCUACUGAAUCAGCAGGUCUUCAGUGACCCUCCUGUCUCUGAGGAAGCCAUGGUGACGAUGGUGGACGACUGGGUGAACUUCUACAUCAACUACUAUAAGCAGCAGAUGACGGGAGAGCAGCAAGAGCAGGACCGGGCCCUGGAGGAGCUGCGGCAAGAGCUGAACACUCUGUCCGUCCCUUUCCUGGCCAAAUACAGGGCCUUCCUGAAGUCCUUGUGAGCACCCACGUCACCGCUGCCUUCCUCCCGGCCCCGAGACCGAGGCCUGCAUCGCCAGGGAGCCCUGGCUCCUGCCUCGUGCUUUUCAGUGCUCAGCUCUGCUCCUGGGUGUUCCUCUACCUGGACACCCCAAUAAAGACCACCCUGGCUUUGCUGGUC